This is a messenger RNA of Rhizoctonia solani, 834 nucleotides long. RefSeq names its product h-type lectin domain-containing protein. The coding region runs from base 1 to 834 and encodes 277 amino acids. The transcript has a single exon. Gene Ontology annotation, molecular function: oligosaccharide binding; polysaccharide binding; N-acetylgalactosamine binding. Lineage: Eukaryota; Fungi; Basidiomycota; Agaricomycetes; Cantharellales; Ceratobasidiaceae. The record is from RefSeq and is a predicted model, not a curated record. Gene Ontology annotation, cellular component: phagocytic vesicle; cell surface; protein complex involved in cell adhesion. Gene Ontology annotation, biological process: cell-cell adhesion.
AUGGCUAACCACGGAGCGCUCUUCAACACCAUGGACGUCCGCGACUGGACCAAGCCCCAGCUCGAGAACUCGAAGGAGUUCACGAACAACUGGCCUGCGACCAACUUCCCGCUCGGGAUCAACUGGCUGGACUACGACAGGUCGUCGAACAUUCGCCUGAAGUCGUACAUCGACAACGUCAAGUUCGACGAAAAGAACCUUACGUUCUCGUCCAAGUGCCACCUCGACGCCUGGUACGACUCGAAGAUGUACUCGGCCGGAUGCACCUGGCUGGGACACUUCAACGACCGUGACUUCCAGUCCGGAUACGUAGACACCAAGCCGACCCAAGAGUACACGACCGUCGACGUGACGUUCAAGCACGAGUAUGCUUCGACCCCUAACAUCACCUGCUGGUUCACCGCGAUCGACCUGGACAAGGACAAGGACUGGCGUAUCGAUGUGUCCGCUAGCGACGUGACGAAGAAGGGCUGCAAGAUCAAGUUCCGGGUGUGGGGCAGCACCCACGCCUACUGGCUCAAGGCGUGCUGGAUCGCGCACCCAUCCGAUCGCUCGCACAUCGACUCCGGGUCGUUCAACACGAUGGACCAGCGUCCGUGGGACAAGCCGCAGCACGAGCACCAGAAGAGCGUGGCGUUCUCGAAGAAGUUCGGCCGACCGCCCCUAGUGUACUGCGCGCUCAGCCGGAUCGAUGAGACGAACAAGGGCAACCUGCGGCUGAAGACGUACAUCAAGGACGUGUCCCCCCAGGGCAUGAAGUGCCAUAUCGACUCGUGGCACGACACGGUGAUGUACUCGGCGGUGUGCCAGUGGAUCGCGUACCAGAAGUACUAA